AUGACGGCGAAAAUAGUCGAUGAAGUUUCUGCUUCUCUCAGUAUUGUCGAUAAUAUUCCUAAAGAUGUGUACACAGAAACCUCGAUGGUUUUCAAAGAAGAGGCUGUAGGGGAGGAGGAACAUGAAGGGAAACCUGAUGAGAAUGGAGGCGGAAACCUUCUGUUCGGAGAGAAGAGCGCACCUGAGCUGCCUCUCCAGGGUGACUUGGCGCAGUACGUGGCAACUUUACGCACGCACCCGGUGGCGUUUACCGGCAAGUUUUCGGUGGAUUCCAGAAGUGCGGGAGGACCGUGGACACCGGGGGACGUUAUCGACGUGGUCAGCGCGGACAUCGCCACCCCGGGGCCGCCCACGCUAUCUGGAUCGCCCUCAGCUUCGCCAGAUAUUUACGCGGGAGGAGGAGGCGGAGAGGCAGCGGACGCGGGGGACGGCACCAUGGCGCACGGCCAGCCGGACAUCAGCCACAUGUACGCGCCCCCUCACUCUCACCCGCACCCUCACCCGGCGCCGUCCUACUCGUGCGGCGGGGACAUGUACCAGGACCAGUCGGCAGGGGGAUACCUGGCCACGUCCACCUGCGCCGUGUCCUACCACCCGCCUCCGUCCUACAACUCUGCGCCUAAACCGACAGUUGACGGCGCCGCGCUGCUCUCCAUCAUGCCCGAAUACGGAGGGUUCUAUCAGCAGAGCUGCCAGAGAGACAUCCAGACCGCCUUCCCGGAGAGGAAAUCCCUGCCGUACCCUCUGGACUCCCUCCGGGUGCCUCCGCCUCUCACGCCCCUCAACACCAUCCGGAACUUUACGCUCGGUGCGCCCUCGCCGGCCGCCGACGGUCCGAUGGCCGCCGCUUUCCCAAACCACCAGAACCUCCCCCUCAGGCCGAUCUUGAGACCCAGAAAGUACCCGAACCGACCGAGCAAGACGCCCGUCCAUCAGAGGCCGUACCCGUGCCCGGCGGAGAGCUGCGACCGGAGGUUCUCCCGGUCGGACGAGCUGAGCCGACACCUGCGCAUCCACACCGGCCACAAACCGUUCCAGUGCCGCAUCUGCAUGAGGAACUUCAGCCGCAGCGACCACCUCACCACGCACAUCCGCACGCACACCGGGGAGAAGCCGUUCUCCUGCGACCAGUGCGGGAGAAAGUUCGCCCGGAGCGACGAGAGGCGGCGGCACAUGAAGAUCCACCUGCGGCAGAAGGACAAAAGGUCCUCUGCUUCCUAAUCCCCGCUGAAAGUCAACUCUGUGCGGGCUGCUGCCACGUCCUGCCCGCCCAAACUUUAUCCUGUAGUUUAAAUCAAUCGCACAAGAAGGGAGACUUGUCUUUAGAAGCCAUAUCUUUAAAAAAAAAAAAAAAAAUUAUCAGGGAGAAUCAGAACCAGAAUCUUCAUUAUUUAUCACAAAACACAAACCGUCACUAGUCAGAGGUAAAUGAAGUGAAAUCUAAAGGAGGUUUGGUUGGAGCCAGUGGUGCCGUCCUCUUCCAAACACAGCGUGUUAAACUACCAGCAGCACAUGGUGUCUACUGUCUAUGCUUCAUGCUCUCAGGGAUUCAAUCACAGUUCAGGCGGCAAAGACGAAACCAAAAUCCUGCAGCUGAGUGAUGCAGGAAGGUUUCCUGUCUGCAGCUGAGCAGGAAAAUAGGAGUCAGCCAGGUGACUUUUGGACUUUGAGCCUAAAUUCUUCUGGCAAUGAGCUGAGAAUCUUGUGUUAGUUUCCUUGUGCCUGACACACUGGAUGCAUUAGAGGAAGAAAAAAAUCCAUUUUCAGCUGCAAAGACACAGGAUGGUAUGAGGACAUGUGUGUUUCUGUGGAGCUUCAAGUAAACGGCUGUUACUCUCCAGAGUCUUUACAUUGUUCACAUGUUCACAUAAACAAACCAACGGAUGUCAAACGGUAAUUACUUGCUGCAAUUCUGCAAAAUAUGAAACAAUAAAGGAAGAGAGGGAUGCCAGAGGGCACUGGAGGGACAGACUGGGCUAAAGAGAGACUUUUUGUUGGCUAGAAGCAGCAAAACCAAGCUUCUUUUUUUUUUUUUUUUAACCUGCAGGUUUUCUAUCAUAUUAGAAAUGUUGUCUCACACAGCAUGUUGGGAUUUUACAAGACUGUAGCCUGAUAAUCUGUUAUUUUAUGGUUGAUUUUUUUUUAUUGUUGGAUGGUUUCAGCGUUUCUACCAGAUGAAUGUGAGAUUAAGAGACGGAGUCACUGGAAUAAAGUUCUGUUGUUGUGUUUUAUAAUUUUUAUGCAAGCACUAAAGCUUUUAUUCUGAUGCUUCUUGUUGAUGCAAAUAAAUGUUGACUUGUUCCGUC
Stegastes partitus (bicolor damselfish) is the source of this 2306-nucleotide messenger RNA. RefSeq names its product E3 SUMO-protein ligase EGR2-like. The transcript is spliced from 2 exons. Gene Ontology annotation, molecular function: DNA-binding transcription factor activity, RNA polymerase II-specific; RNA polymerase II cis-regulatory region sequence-specific DNA binding. The coding region runs from base 1 to 1221 and encodes 406 amino acids. Gene Ontology annotation, biological process: regulation of transcription by RNA polymerase II. The record is from RefSeq and is a predicted model, not a curated record. Lineage: Eukaryota; Metazoa; Chordata; Actinopteri; Pomacentridae.